Molecule: messenger RNA, 4161 nt
Organism: Apis laboriosa (Himalayan honeybee)
Lineage: Eukaryota; Metazoa; Arthropoda; Insecta; Hymenoptera; Apidae
Gene: Mitf
Product: microphthalmia-associated transcription factor
Exons: 7
Coding region: 623-2704 (693 amino acids)
Biological process (GO): regulation of transcription by RNA polymerase II
Cellular component (GO): nucleus
Molecular function (GO): protein dimerization activity; RNA polymerase II cis-regulatory region sequence-specific DNA binding; DNA-binding transcription factor activity, RNA polymerase II-specific
Source: RefSeq, a predicted model, not a curated record
CUUUCUUCGAUCUUAAUUUCGAUCUCGAAAGAAAAAUCGCAAUAUUUCCGAAAUAAUCCACAUUCUUUGGCAUUACACAAAAGUUAUGUCUAUUCUAAUGUUGUUUCGUAAAUAAUUUUUCUUAUGUCGCAAACUGUUUGACGUGUCACGUGGAUGUAUGUAUUUACUUACGUAUGUCAAUAUCGAGAAGGAUAUGUGUUUUUUUUUAACCAAAUGAGAUCUUUUUCAAAUCAAUUUUGCUAACAAAAUUUCGAAAAUUAUAAAAAAAAAAAAAAAAAAAUGAAGAAAAUAACGAGCUAAUCAAUUGCCAUGUUUUUAUUUCUAAAAAUCUUGCCGAUUCUCAAGUGUUGACGUCUAUUUGAUAAUUGGUGGUUAAGUGACGAACGAGAUUUGGCGCGGAUAUGCGAAUGCGCGAAAAUGGCGCAUGAGAGGAAUAGAAAGGGUGGAAAAGAGAGAAGAAUAACGGAUCCAGGUUUAGAGCAAGGAGCGUCGGUUUUUCGUAGCUGACAGCUCUCGUCGUCGACAAUAUUCGUGACAACAAAAAGAUGCGACAUCUGGUUUAGUAGUGCCACGACUUCUGGGCUGGUUCGGCCGUAAAGCUUUUUCACCUCCUUCGGAGGACAUGCAAGAGAUAUCCGACACAGUGCGGCAAAUCGUCGAAUUCGAGGAUUUAGUGUCGCGAUUGAAUCGAAUAAACGACGUUGGGCGACCAUUGAACAAUAUCGGUGGUGUUGUUAUCGAGAAUAAAAUCGGAACGAUAAUUACAACGAUAUCUGCAGCAACAAGAACGACAACGAUAACGACUACAUUAACGAAAACAACAACGACAAAGACGUUGACGAAUUGGGGAAAUAUUGGUGGAUCAUUACCAGUUUCACGUUCUAUAGCCCCGGAAUUGGGAUCGAAAUCGGAUACGGUGCCUGUGCCGGCGUCGACGUCUGCGUCGACGUCGGCAUCGGCAUCGGCAUCGGCAUCGGUAUCGGUAUCAUUACCGUUUUUGAACAAACAGGAAUCAAAUUCUGUUCCUUUGUCGCGACAUUACGUUCAAGAUUCAAACUGCUCGUGCACGUGUUCGCACAUCGGAACCGCCGUCAAGUCCGCCAUUCGUACGAUUAACUGUUCAUCUAUUUCAUCGGAACAUCGGCAGAAGGAAGAAAUUGAACGUCAAGAACAACAAGAACAAGAACAACGAGUGCGCGUACAUAUCGGUAUCGACGAGGAUUUACGCAUGAUUCUCGACAUGGAUCCGUCGAUUGUCGACGGAAUGCCCACGUCGUCCCUAGUGCACGCCAACUCUCGGAACAAUGGUCACGUUGCGUUUGCUCGGCCGUUACGAUCAACUCGCCCGCAAGGCUGUCCACCAACGUUUAAGACUGCAACACCCACCUCGCGUACACAACUGAAACUUCAGCUGAUGCGAGAACAGCUGCAAGAGCAGGAAAGGCGAGAAGCUGAAUUUCGUCAGAAUUUGCAGCAACAGAGACCAACGGCUGCUCCUCCCAGGCCGGUACCUUCUACCUCACUCUCGACUAUCGGCGUAGACGUACCACCACAAGUCUUACAAGUACGGACAUUAUUGGAAAAUCCGACGCGUUACCAUGUCGUUCAAAAGCAGAAGAAUCAAGUGCGGCAAUACCUUCACGAAUCGUUUCGCGGUAACGGAACGAUCAGCGCCGGGGAUGGAAACGUUCUCGGCAGAAAUUCGGUGGAAGGUGUGCCGACAUCCGCACCGAUGAUAGUACAGAGCGCACCACCGGGUCCAACGGUACAUCAUCCAAAGCCGCAGCAUCCUCAUCUGGCUUCGUAUCCACACGGUCCCACGGUAUUGCCGCUUGGUAAUCAGGUUGCGGCUAGUCCAGAUCCUACGACUGGUGCUAUGUCACCAGGUCUUUCCAGUGUCGCGACCAGCAAUUCCGAGGCGGAGGAUCUUUUGGACGACAUAUUGUCGUUCGAGGCAAACUCUCUAGGUGAUAAUUUAAAGGACAGCCAAUCAGGAAGUCUGACCAAUAUUCCCGAGUUGCAAAUCAAACCGGAACCUUUGCUACUUACGGAGGCGGAGAUACAUGCGCUUGCCAAAGAUCGACAAAAGAAAGAUAAUCAUAAUAUGAUCGAGAGACGACGACGGUUCAACAUCAACGACAGAAUCAAAGAGCUCGGCACUCUUUUGCCUAAAACUAACGAUCCGUAUUACGAAAUCGUUCGAGACGUUAGGCCGAAUAAAGGCACGAUACUCAAGUCUUCGGUCGAAUAUAUAAAAUUGUUGAAAAACGAGUUGACAAGAAUGAAACAGAACGAAGUCAGGCACAAGCAAUUGGAACAUCAGAAUCGCCGACUCCUUUUACGAGUUCAAGAGUUGGAAUUGCAAGCAAAAGCGCAUGGCCUUCCGGUUUCUGAUUUCAAUUGGGCCUCCACUUCCGGUAGCAUGUUGAACGCCUUUGCUCGAAACAAACUCGAGCAUCGCAAGAUUCCAGAAUUGGUUACCGAAGAAGCAACGAGUUUGAGCAUGUCUCAACUGGAAGAUCUGAUGGAGGACGACGGGAAUGGUCCGAUUCAUAGCGGCGAUCCUAUGCUCUCCUCGCCUCAUCUACCGCCGUUGAGUCCGACGCAAACUGGUUGUCAACAUGGGCUGCCGGACGAGGACACCCUCGGUAGUUUGGCACCGACCACGCCCAAUUCUUCCUCCGACAUGGAUAUCGUCGCGUAAUACGAUUCAAACGGAAUCAAAUCGAAUGGAAUUCGAAUCGUAUUCCAAUAUUAUUUAUCGGAACGAGCUAGCAACGAGAGUGAUGCGAAUGAUACGUAGCGACGAUGCGGUCGAAAGAGAGAGGCAAAUAAGUUGGUUGCGUCGCGUUGCGAUCAUCACACAAGCGUUAUGUUCUUCUUUUAUCGUUAUCUUUCUUCAACGGCUGGCCGUUACCCCCUCAUACUUACAUACGUAUUACGAACUAUACGUUUUACACGAAUACUAGAACGAUACUGGUGCAUACAAUAUUUGUACGAUAGGGUCGUUCUUCUCUCGAAACCUCACCGACUCGCCGCGCGUCUUUUAACUUUUAUCGUUAGUUCGCGAUUACACCGUUCCCGUUACCAUGGGAACGUCGAAUAAAGUGCGCGCGCAACGCAUUUGUUGUGGGAAUAAAACUCGCGCAGGUCGCGAGUCGUCCAACGAACGAACAAACAAAAAAAUCUUAAAAUAUUUUUGAAAUUGCAUAUCGCGUUCACUCGUCCAAAAUUACGAUAUUUUGGAUAUUUUAAUCUCGCGAGAUUCUUUUCAUUCGCUCAUCUUGCUUCGUAUCAUCGAUCGAGCAUAUUUCAACCAUUUAUUUAAAAUUCUUUUCACGUCUUUGUUUCGUUACUUUUUUUUUUCUUCUCUCUCUCUUUCUCUCUCUUUUUCUCUUUCUCUCUUUCCGUCUCUUCUCGCGAAGAUGCAAAGAUGCGAACAUCGUUUCAAACGUCGGUUCAUCUCGAUAAAUGAUAAUAACAAUUCGAAUCGAAUAAUAAUUUGAUCCUAUGACGUUUGAUUCGAGCGGAUAAUUUCAAUGAUAUUUUUAUACAAAAACUUCCGAUGUGAAAAGACAUACAUAUACAUAUAUCUAUUCAUAAUGGUGAAUAUGUGCCAAUUAAAAUUUACUAUAUCUAGAUCUAAGAAAAAUGAUCGAAUAAUUUUAAGCAACAAUCGAUUCGAAACGAAAUUUAAAAACAAAUGGUGCAAACGAUAUAUAGAAAGUAGGGAUUUUGCGAAAAAUGGUCAAUGUACAUAAAGAGGAUAAAAAUCUGCGAAUCAAUAUAUAUAUAUAUAUAUAUAUAUACAUAUGUAUACAAUAUAUGUAUAUGUGUAUAAUAUGUAUAUAUAUAUAUAUAUAUAUAUUUCCUAAAGUAUUUUGCGAUGGAAACAACCAGUAAUUUGCGCUGUCGAAAAAUAAUCUGUACAUUUUUAUAGAUAUAAACAGAGACAUAUCGCGCACGCGAAUAUCGAACUAUCGUUUCCGUCGCUCUGUGAUCAUUGUAUUUUAAUACCUAUGUAACAAUUGCGUCUUACCUCGUUAAUACGUAUUAUUCUCGCUCACUGUUAUCCGCGAGAACCGCUCUAGAAUGGAAUCGCGAUAAUUCUAAGCGGUGAUCGCGAGAAACUAUAGAAUAUAUAAAGAAAUGUUACAGAAA